UUCACUGAAGUAGAAAUGUAAUUUACUUCCUCUUUCGAUUUACUAAAUGGGACCGACAGGGCAUAACUAUUAGACUCUACCCUUUUCCAAUACAGAUUCCACAGUGGACAUGAGAUGCAUCAUCCUAUGUAGUCCAGUUGGCCGGUAUGUCUACAUUCUCUACAAAAAAGUCAAAAUGAUACGUGACAGAGGGGUAUUUUGGACAGACUGCUGGGAGUGCCUGAAUAUCAUUUUUACCUGGUUCCGAUUGAUCAAGUGUGUCAAGUUUCUCAGAGAUUGUUUGAAAUUCAAAAACAAACCCGAGUACCAAUAUAGACGAUUAAGCAGUAUUAAGAUUGACCGAGAUGAAACAGGCGAAACAGUGCAUCGGUUGCGUGAAGAAAUAGAACAUAAAGACAACAAGAUACAUGAACUACAAGAACAAAAUCGAAAAACUGCACUGGACAAACGUCAUGCAGAGGUGGAAAAACAAGAAGCUUUAACAAGAUUGAGCGAGUUAAUGUCCGUAAAACUGCGAGACAACAAUCCGAAUAUCGCGGACCUAAACGAUCCGUUCAGACCAACGAAGUUGGCUGAGAUGUUUAGUGAAUUGUACGACAACGAAUGGACAGCUCUUUACACAGUAUUAGAAGAUAGUUCGAAGUUCAAAGACAGACACAUGAUUAACUUCUUGCUCGAUGUUUUCAUGGUAUCAUUCACAUUUUGCAAAACGGAGCUUGAAGCUAACUGGCAGUUAGUUUCCAAAUGGUAUUUGGACGAUAAUGUACCUAACAACCAAGCUGUGAAGAAGACGUUAAAAGAUAGGAGGAAGUUAUUCGUUCCACGUGUUCUUCCGGAAAUGGAAAAUAAAUUGUAUACCUUACUCUGUGGUUUGUGCAAACUCGAAAGCCUUCAGUUUGUUUUGUCGAGUUGUCAAAUGAAAGAAUACGUGGCAACUUGCGUGAAAUUGAGUUUGCUGAUGAACGCGAACGAUCCACCGGUGGCCAUUGAAUGUCCGGGCUGGGUUCCAUGCAUAUCGCAGAAAGAGUCAAUCUAUCAGCCGAAACAUGAAGAAGAAUCCGAUUUACUCACACAUGAGGGGAAUGCACAAAUUCCCACCAACGUUGAUGGUGAUGGCAGCAACCAGACUUAUACAUCGGAUCUUAAAGAGAGACGGACGUUUAACAAAGAACUCUUUAAAGAAUACACUGUGAGAGGGAAAUACGUCGAGUUUUUCGUGUGGCCAGUGAUGUAUCUGCACGAGAACGGACCGGUGUUGGCCAAGGGCAUUGCUCAAGGUGCCGAAGACAAAGUGAUAUCAGAUGAUGACCACCGAUGGGUGUGGUGGUAGACCUCCGAUAGUUUGUAAAAAACAAAAACAAGUAGCACUUAGUAGUAAAUAAUUAGGAAAAAUUUUAGUUAAUUCUAUUGUCUCUUAAGAUUUUUGUUUUUGGAAUAGCACAAAUUAAUGUGACCAUUUUUUUCCAUGUUUAUAUGAUUUAUUCUGUGUGCAGGGGGUUUUGUUUUUCAAAACAGAACAAUUACAAGUAAUAAUGGUUAUACAAUUGCAUAUGACCACACAAAAUGAGAAUAUGUACCAUUUGCGAUUUUAAGGAAGAUUUGUCACGUUGUUUGUCAGACAAUAGUUCACUUUUGGAGGGUUUACCCGUUUAAGCGUUGUAAAUAGAACACAAUGACUGAACAUUCUGACUCGACAUUGUCCAGAGUGCUUGAAAAUGUUGCAUUAUGUUAACUACACACUCUACGUGAUAGUGUACAUGUCUCUUCAAAUGACAAGUUCGUUAAAUGUAUAAUCACACAUAAGUUAAUGUGAUACAAUACUGAUUAAUCGAGCGUUUUGCUCCACGGUAUUUCGGAUGGAAACUAUGAUGACAAGCCCAACAGCCAACACUUUACGAAGGCCCCAUUUUAAAGAACAAGUCUAAGACCAAACAGACACGCAAGUUUUUAAUUGCAUUUAUUAAAUGCUUUCCGGAGAUUUAUCGUUGAAUUAAAACAUAUUAUUUCACUGUUUCAAACAAUUGCCUUGUAUGUCAAAAAUAAAUAUAAUACGGGA
Molecule: messenger RNA, 2056 nt
Organism: Mya arenaria
Lineage: Eukaryota; Metazoa; Mollusca; Bivalvia; Myida; Myidae
Exons: 8
Coding region: 110-1330 (406 amino acids)
Biological process (GO): mitophagy by internal vacuole formation; mitochondrial protein catabolic process
Cellular component (GO): mitochondrial outer membrane
Source: RefSeq, a predicted model, not a curated record